This is a messenger RNA of Austrofundulus limnaeus, 722 nucleotides long. Its product is annotated as dematin. Gene Ontology annotation, molecular function: actin filament binding. Gene Ontology annotation, biological process: actin filament bundle assembly; lamellipodium assembly. Lineage: Eukaryota; Metazoa; Chordata; Actinopteri; Cyprinodontiformes; Rivulidae. The record is from RefSeq and is a predicted model, not a curated record. The annotation marks the transcript as partial. Gene Ontology annotation, cellular component: plasma membrane; actin cytoskeleton. The transcript is spliced from 7 exons.
UUUCAGGUUCUGAUCGGGCCGGCGAGCCCAGAACACGGACCCCUGCGGACACCAUGAUCCCUUUCUCUGUCUGAGGAUCUGACCAAUCAGCAGUUAUGAUGAUGCCUAAGCAACUGGCCCAGACAUCUCCAGGAAGCGUCCUGUCUCUGCGGGGGACCAGUGUCCCAGGAUCCCCUGCUGCUGCCAUCGUGGCCCGGGUGGAGGACGGCGUCAUCGGCUACAAGGACCUGGCAGCGCUGCCCAGAGACAAAGCCAUCCUGGACAUCGAGAGACCCGACCUGAUGAUCUACCAGCCGCACUACAGCUACAGUCCUCUGGAGAGGUCUCUGUCUCCUCGCUCCAUCUCUCCUCCUCCCUCCCCAGAGAACUUGUCCAAGGAGUGCAGGGAGUGGCCGGAGAACCGGUCACCUGGAGGUUCCUCACCUUGUUCCACCAUCCAGAGCAGCAGAACCCACAGCUCCCACACACCUCCUGCUCUGAACACCCCCACCACCCCCAACACCCCCAACACACCCAACACACACGCCCUAGGUACCAAGAGUACGGUGCAGCACUUUCACAGGCCCGAAAACGGCUCCAACAUCUAUAAGAAGCCUCCGAUCUACAAACAGGGUGAGUUUCAUGUUUUACUGGAUCUGAUUAACCUGGACAGACCUACAGAACCACAGAUCCACAGAACCACAGAACUACAGAACCACAGAUCCACAGAUCCACAGAUCCAC